Molecule: messenger RNA, 1403 nt
Organism: Rhinichthys klamathensis goyatoka
Lineage: Eukaryota; Metazoa; Chordata; Actinopteri; Cypriniformes; Leuciscidae
Product: serine/threonine-protein phosphatase PP1-beta catalytic subunit-like
Exons: 8
Coding region: 43-1023 (326 amino acids)
Biological process (GO): circadian regulation of gene expression; regulation of circadian rhythm
Cellular component (GO): cytoplasm; nucleus
Molecular function (GO): protein serine/threonine phosphatase activity
Source: RefSeq, a predicted model, not a curated record
CGCGCAGUGAUCGAGCGCGCUGCGGGUGUCAGUCAGUCAGUAAUGGCGGAGGAGCUGGACGUGGAUUCUCUGAUCUCCAGAUUACUGGAGGUGCGAGGAUGCCGUCCAGGGAAGAUCGUUCAGAUGACGGAGUCGGAGGUUCGGGGUUUGUGCAUCAAGUCUCGUGAGAUCUUCCUCAGUCAGCCGAUCCUGCUGGAGCUGGAGGCGCCGCUGAAGAUCUGCGGUGAUAUCCACGGCCAGUACACAGACCUCCUGAGGCUGUUCGAGUACGGCGGGUUCCCCCCCGAGGCCAACUACCUGUUCCUGGGGGAUUACGUGGACCGGGGCAAGCAGUCGCUGGAGACCAUCUGCCUCCUGCUGGCCUACAAGAUCAAGUACCCCGAGAACUUCUUCCUCCUGCGGGGCAACCACGAGUGCGCCUCCAUCAACCGCAUCUACGGCUUCUACGACGAGUGCAAACGCAGGUUUAACAUCAAACUGUGGAAGACGUUCACCGACUGCUUCAACUGUCUGCCGAUCGCAGCCAUCGUCGACGAGAAGAUCUUCUGCUGUCACGGAGGACUUUCUCCAGACCUUCAGUCCAUGGAGCAGAUUAGACGCAUCAUGAGGCCGACGGACGUGCCUGACACAGGGCUGCUGUGUGAUCUGCUGUGGUCAGACCCGGAUAAGGAUGUUCAGGGUUGGGGAGAGAACGACCGCGGCGUCUCCUUCACCUUCGGUGCCGAUGUGGUCAGCAAAUUCCUGAACCGCCACGACCUGGAUCUCAUCUGCCGCGCGCAUCAGGUGGUUGAAGACGGCUACGAGUUCUUCGCUAAGCGGCAGCUGGUGACGCUGUUCUCGGCGCCGAACUACUGCGGCGAGUUCGACAACGCCGGGGGGAUGAUGAGCGUCGACGAGACUCUGAUGUGCUCCUUCCAGAUCCUGAAGCCGUCGGAGAAGAAGGCGAAGUAUCAGUACGGCGGGAUGAACUCCGGCCGCCCCGUGACUCCGCCCAGAACGGCCACGCCCCCGAAGAAGCGCUGAGGGGGCGGAGCCUCGGCCCAAACGGCCACGCCCCCGGAGAAGCGCUGAGGGGGCGGAGCUACAACACGUGUGAACCGGCAUGAAGACUGUCUUGAAAAUAGGAAUGAUGUAGUUAAACACGCUUGGGUUUCUCCGUUGAAGACACCGCUCCCGCUCUGAGAUCACUGUGUGCUGCUUUGCUUCUGUGUCUGUAAACCUCACGUCCUUCACAGUGUUUAAACACACAUUUCUUUUGAGCUUUUUCUCGCUCUGCAUCUAACAACAGAAGGGUUACAUUGACUAGGUCUUUUCUAGUUGAUCGUUUCACUCUUCGAGGCCUGUUGGAGUCAGACAGGUUCAUAACAUCUGGAUUUUCAGUAAAUAAAGUUGAACAAACCUCA